GGCUCUUCUUCCUCUCCUUCCGGCUCCUCCGGGUGAUGAAAUCGCCAAAAAGGCCUCUGUUCCCCCAUAUUCCUAGAGCGCCUGCGAGCGAGGUGUUCUCUUUAGUAUCUACUGUUGGAAUGGGUGCGGUUUUCAAGGGUUCUUCUGCACGCAGCCCACUGUGGAUCACACCCUGGAGACGGCGCCUGGUGCGACGGCAUUAUUCUCACGCGGUGCUGCCCUCGUAUGGCAUCACGACUCCCACGCCGGAGCCUCAGCAACGGCCUCAGACGCCAUCUCCCGUCUUCCGAUCCCCCUACCGCUUCGAAACGGGGUACGCUUGCUGCGCCAAACGGCCGUCUCGACCCUUCCCCCCACCGUUCCUGUCUCCGCCGUCCUCCUCGUUUUCGGACCCUUUGACCACCCACGGCCAGAGCCUGGAUAAGAGAUUAUCCGUCAAGGGGGAGCUGAUCCGCGGCUUGAACAACGGCGACGAUGCGGUGCUAGUUGCAGAGAACUUUAUCGGCGUGAAUGAUGGGGUAGGCGCCUGGGCGACCAAGUCCCAGGGCCAUGCUGCGCUUUGGUCGCGGUUACUACUCCAUUUCUGGGCCCUCGAGGUCGAGCGGCAGGUUGACAACGUGUCUGACCCAGAUCCGGUCGAGUUCCUUCAGCGUGCCUACGAGGAAACUGUGCGGGCGACAAGAACACCCAACGAAUGGCUGGGCACUUCGACUUCGGUCACCGCGCUCCUUCAUUGGUCUGCCGAUGAUGGAUGUUCGAAGCCGUUGCUCUACGUCACAAACCUAGGGGACUGCAAGAUUCUGGUCAUCCGACCGAGAGAGAGAGAGGUCUUGUUUCGGACCCAGGAACAAUGGCAUUGGUUUGAUUGCCCAGUGCAGUUGGGAACAAACAGUGUCGAUACGCCGCGCAAGGAUGCAGUCAUGUCCAAGGUCGAGCUUGAGGAGGACGACAUCGUCCUGGCUCUUUCCGACGGCGUGGUCGACAACCUGUGGGAACAUGAGGUGGUGACCAUAGCUCUGGAUAGCUUCAACAAAUGGGAAGCAGACAAAGAAUGCCUCCCCCACUCCUAUGGCCAUAAGACCGACCAACGGAUGGUCUUUGUCGCUCGUGAGCUACUGAAGGCGGCCCUUGACAUUGCGCAGGACCCUCACGCGGAGAGUCCGUAUAUGGAAAAAGCAAUCGAUGAGGGUCUGGCCAUUGAAGGAGGCAAACUGGACGAUAUCUCCGUUGUUGCCGCCUCAUGCAGAAAGAGGGUUACCUGAUCCAUCUGCUGCCCAAACAUCGAUAGAAUUUCUUUUCUCGGCAUCGUUUCGUCUUCAGAGCAGGCGCUAGAUUCGAUUUAUACCCAUGUCCAGCCUUUUCGGCUUUUCCCCAUAAAAUGAUACCAACCUAAUAUGCUCCUGGCAUCCUCACCAGAAUCAGGUCGCGCCCAAUAAAGGUCGUCCACGACAACCAUCAAUCCAGGGAACGCACAACCUUGUGAUACUUUGGGGAUUUUACGAUUUGAAAGACUCAUCGCUCAUCUAAUCUAUCUCACUAGGGAUAGUCCCUCGGCUAGAGGCUCUGGCUUAUAUCACCUUGCUCAAUUGCUCAUGAUGGCCUGGCUUACAGGUAAUUAAUUAGACUAAUAGGUGCAUCUUGCAACUUCUUAGAGACAUUAUUAUCUUAAUGACAUUAUUACCAAUUC
This is a messenger RNA of Penicilliopsis zonata CBS 506.65, 1687 nucleotides long. RefSeq lists its product as hypothetical. Lineage: Eukaryota; Fungi; Ascomycota; Eurotiomycetes; Eurotiales; Aspergillaceae. The coding region runs from base 120 to 1262 and encodes 380 amino acids. The transcript has 3 exons. The record is from RefSeq and is a predicted model, not a curated record.